Messenger RNA from Aplosporella prunicola CBS 121167, 1238 nucleotides. RefSeq lists its product as uncharacterized. The record is from RefSeq and is a predicted model, not a curated record. NCBI's taxonomy places the organism in Eukaryota, Fungi, Ascomycota, Dothideomycetes, Botryosphaeriales, Aplosporellaceae. The coding region runs from base 251 to 1027 and encodes 258 amino acids. The transcript has a single exon.
GGCAAACAAGUCGUGGAAGGAGCCCAUCAAUGAGGUGGAACCGGAUGAUGAUUACGCCCGAGAAUUUGAGGAGCAGCUCAUGCGGGGAGCAAGUGGCGAUGGUAAUCUCGAUGCGAGGUCUAUCAAGGGCCCAUCUCCUCAGCCACCCAAGACAGGGCGCAACCGGGCCAGCUCCAACCUCACAUCUGAGAGGUCCAGGAGCCGUUCUGCACGCCGUCCUGACGAUGCUGAAGGUAUCGAUCCUCUUGAGAUGCCUCCGCCAAUUCCAGGCACCUUCCCCAGCUCUGGCAUGCCCACCCCAGAAUCGGUACUGUCGACUUCUUCGACGGAACAGUUGUCGGGACCUCCGCCCAUUCCUUCGAGGAAGAACAGCCGGCCUAACAUCAAUCCUGGGUACUUCGACCAGAAGUCUCUUCACCCUAUCAAGACCGGUUUGCCUUCUAUCCCUUCGCCUCGGUUGUCUCCGGGGCAAGUCGCUCCUCAGGGCUUGAGCCCACGCCCGUCGAUAAGUGGAGGGCCCAGCCCCGCUCGCAGUCCUGCCCCAACGUCGGUCCCCCCGAGACCGCCCCACAGCGCCAAUCCGUUUUCAUCGCAGUCAACAAUUUCGACGACGCCCAGCUCUCCCACCUCAUCCACUAACAGCGCUCCCCCAGCCGGCCGACCCAUGCCGCGCAAGAAGUCGAUUCAGAAGUCGAUCAUUUCCGAACCCAUGUUCGUAUCGACGACAAAUGUCGCAGACACCAUGGAGCUCCCUCCUGGCGCCUCGCUGAAGAACGGAGCUCCGCCGCUUCCGCCUAUCAACCCCAUGAGGCGCCGCUUUGGUUUUGGCCGGUCGGACUCGCGCGAGACGUCGAGUAUCUAUGACAGGAGAGGCUCGACGGACGACACGGAGCGGAAGAAGAGUCUGAAACUGCGCAAGGGGUCGACUACGACGCUGAGGAUGUCGCAGGAGAGCGUAGAGCCUAUGCCUCCAGCUGCACGGAGCGUUCCCUCGCCUAUGCCUGCUAACGACGGUUCCAUGUUUUGAGUUAGUAAAUCUGCUGCAGCGUGCCAGGCGUUUUUGGUUGUUGUCGUCUCUUUUCGAGUCUCGAGUGGGUCUGGCAUAGAUGGGGUGUGAUAAAAAAUUGCGGGAGGGGUAUGGGUGGGGUUUUUAUGUACACGGCCGUCGUUCGCACCAUCUCUGAUCCCUUUUGAUGGUCAGUUUUUUUCCCUUUUCGUUAUAAGUUCGCAAACAUGCU